Molecule: messenger RNA, 594 nt
Organism: Centruroides sculpturatus (bark scorpion)
Lineage: Eukaryota; Metazoa; Arthropoda; Arachnida; Scorpiones; Buthidae
Gene: Ufm1
Product: alcohol dehydrogenase class-3-like
Exons: 8
Coding region: 1-594 (197 amino acids)
Biological process (GO): protein ufmylation; formaldehyde catabolic process
Cellular component (GO): cytosol
Molecular function (GO): zinc ion binding; S-(hydroxymethyl)glutathione dehydrogenase [NAD(P)+] activity
Source: RefSeq, a predicted model, not a curated record
AUGUUUCAGCCAAUUAAAUGUAAGGCUGCUGUAGCAUGGUCACUGGGUAAGCCUCUAUCUAUUGAGACAAUAGAAGUUGCUGUUCCAGAGAAAGACGAAGUUCGUGUGAAAAUAAUAUCUACUGGUGUUUGCCAUUCAGAUGAAAGUUUCCUUAAUGGAUUUGAUCCCAAACAAUACUUUCCUGUUCUUUUGGGCCAUGAAGCAGCCGGAAUCGUAGAAAGUGUUGGAGCAGAAGUGAAAUCAAUACGACCCGAUAGUAAAGGUCUGACUGACAUACCAAAAAUGGUGGACGAGUAUUUGGAAGGAAAACUUCCUACAGAUAAUCUGAUUACUCAAGUGAUUUCUUUAGAUGAUAUUAAUAAAGGAUUUGAUUUCUUAAAAACUGGCGAAUCAUUGAGAACUAUCGUUCUUAUGAAACACGAGAAUUUGAGUGUACCUGAACAAACUCCAUUCACAGCAGUUUUGAAAUUUGCAGCUGAAGAGUUUAAAGUUCCUCCAGCUACAAGUGCUAUUAUUACAGAUGAUGGUGUUGGCAUUAAUCCAUCGCAGACAGCAGAAAUAAUGGAAUGUGAAUCAGUAUUGUUUAGGGUCUGA